Bolinopsis microptera is the source of this 1494-nucleotide messenger RNA. RefSeq names its product very long chain fatty acid elongase 6-like. Gene Ontology annotation, cellular component: endoplasmic reticulum membrane. Gene Ontology annotation, biological process: very long-chain fatty acid biosynthetic process; fatty acid elongation, saturated fatty acid; fatty acid elongation, monounsaturated fatty acid. The coding region runs from base 47 to 847 and encodes 266 amino acids. Gene Ontology annotation, molecular function: fatty acid elongase activity. Lineage: Eukaryota; Metazoa; Ctenophora; Tentaculata; Lobata; Bolinopsidae. The record is from RefSeq and is a predicted model, not a curated record. The transcript is spliced from 4 exons.
CACAGAACCACUGCGGCACGAAAGUAAGUCACCUUUAUCGGCCGCAAUGACUUACCACACUUGGAUUUUACCGACUCUAGACGUGGAGGAAAACUUUGAGGUACAGGAUGUUAUAGAACCAAUGAAGGAGAGGUGGCUGUACACAAUACCAGUCUCUCUGGUCUACUUCACUGCAGUGCACCUAGGACAGAAAUACAUGGAAACAAAGACGCCCUGGAACCUUAGGAUGCCUUUAGUUAUUUGGUCGGGCUUGUUGGCUCUCUUUUCUUGGAUAGGAACAAUAAGGACGACAGUGUUCUUGAUAACUUCCAUCCAAGAAGACGGUAUCCUUCCAACAGUUUGCGGAAUAAGAGACAAACUGGACAACCCCUGUUGGUUCUGGCUGUACCUAUUCGCCAUGAGCAAACUGCCAGAACUAGGUGACACGUUCUUCAUCGUGGUGAGGAAGUCCAAACUCCAUUUCCUGCACUGGUACCACCACAUCACCGUCUUUAUCUACAGCUUCUACAUUAUCGCUCACCCUCAAUCCGGUAUGAUAUGGUAUGCAGGGAUGAACUUCGCUGUGCAUGCUCUCAUGUACACAUACUACACACUGCGCGCAGCACGUGUCAACAUUCCCAGAAAGUGUGCUAUGUUUGUGACCAUCUGCCAGCUUUCCCAGAUGGUGGUGGGAGUCGGACUGCAGCUAACGUCAUCCUACAUGCUCUACCAAGGAUACGACUGUGAUACCAGCGUUCAGGAUAUUGUGUUUGGGAUGUGUAUUUAUGCUAGCUAUAUGGUUCUGUUCGCUGAUUUCUUUAACAAAACCUAUUUAGUUGGAAAAAGUGAAAAGGUGAAGACACGAUAAAAAUUUGAUUCAAGUUUCUUAUAAAUGCUUGCUGAUUAUAUAAGGUCAUAAAAUAAUUAUCAAAUCUUGGAAUAUUUUGGAUUCUCUUAAAAAUUCGUGUCGAGAAAGAAUUGACAGCUUUUUUAAUCAAAGCCAUCUAAUUUCAAAUGAAAUGUAAAUUGUACAACUAUCUACUAAUACACUGAGGCACUGGCAAGGUGUACUUGCUUGCUAAUUUAGCAUUCUGUAUUGAAAUGUAUCUUAUCUGCUCAAUUUAUUUGAUAAGCACGUACGUUCAGUGAUUUUUGUUUAAGUGACUAAAAGCAAGAAUCAAAGUUUGAGAAAUUUCUGAUUUGAUUUACUGUAACGAUCACCAAAUUUACUUAGUUUUGCAUACUUCUGUACUGCAGAUUGGUACAGAACAGUAUUAACACUUUAAAACAACUUUUGAACAAGAUAAACUAUAAUUUAGUUAUAAAAUAAACUCAUGCAUGUUGUAAAUAUUAUAAAUGUAAAUUGUAAAAUUGUUUAUCUGAUCUAGAAAAACAUAUUUCUAGUAAAAAUAAUUUCUAUUUCCUUAUAUCCAGAAUUUGCCUCUACCAUUUCGUUUUUUACUCUUUCCCGAACAUUGUAAACGUAAUUUAUGAUUCACCACUCAAACUUUGUAC